Messenger RNA from Aureococcus anophagefferens, 1374 nucleotides. RefSeq lists its product as hypothetical. The record is from RefSeq and is a predicted model, not a curated record. Gene Ontology annotation, molecular function: amino acid transmembrane transporter activity. The coding region runs from base 1 to 1374 and encodes 457 amino acids. Lineage: Eukaryota; Pelagophyceae; Pelagomonadales; Pelagomonadaceae. Gene Ontology annotation, biological process: amino acid transmembrane transport. The transcript has a single exon.
AUGAGCCGCCUCGACGACCCGCGCUCCCAAUUCAACAUCAACGCGGGCGAGCCGCUCCUCGACGACUACAGCGUGCGCGAGUCGGAGCAGCAGCCCGAAGGCCGGGCGACGUUCUUCUCCUCCGUUGCCAACCUUUCCAACGCCAUCCUCGGCGCGGGCCUCCUCGCGCUGCCCUAUGGCUUCGCGGCCGCGGGAUGGGUCGUCACCAUCGCGCUGCUCGUCGUCGCCGGAGCGGCGUCCGCCUUCACGAUGCACCUGCUGACGCUCGUGAGCCGCGAAGUCGACGGGCCCGCGACGUUCUUCGCCCUGGCGAAGAAGGCGCUGCCGCCGCGGUCCGUGGGGCUCAUCGACGUGAGCGUCGUCAUCAUGUGCUUCGGCCUGGCGUGCAGCUACGUGAUCGUCUUCAGUACGCUGUUCCCCUCGGCCAUCGAGCGCAUCGUCGGCCACGAGACGAUCCUCAAAGCCCACCCCGUGGACCUGCUCUCGCGCCAGCUCUGGGUGGGCGUGGGCGUGCUGACCGUGGCGCCCCUCGCGUUCCAGGAAAGCUUCGAAAAUUUGCAGUUCACGUCGGCGCUCGGCGUGAUCUUCGUCGCCUACGGCAGCGCCAUGGUCCUCGUCUACUGGGCGGGCCUCUGGGGCGCGGCGUCGUGCGGCGACGACGACGAGCUCGACUGCGCGCGGCCGAAGCGGCUCCACAAGGUCGAGCUCGACCGGGGCUUCGGCCCGCUGACGGCGCUCAGCAUCGUCAUCUUCGCGUUCACGGCGCACGCGCAAGUGCUGGGCAUCGCGAACGAGCUCAAGGGCUACACGCAGCGAAAGAUGGACGCCGUCGCGACGUGUUCCAUCGGCGUCUGCGGCGCGCUCUACGUCGCCGUGGGCAUGGCCGGCUACGCGACCUUCGGCGCGGACGUGUCGAGCGAUCUGCUGGAAUCUUACCCGGGCUCCGAGGAGGCCGUCGUCGUGUCGCGGCUCGGGUUCUCCGCGCUUGUGAGCUUCUCGUAUCCCCUCAUGUGCAAGCCCGCGCGCGACUCGUUCCUGUCGUUGGUCGAGCACGGCUCCUUCGGCGUGGAGGCCGGCGCGAGGCUGAGCGACGCGGCGACGGGGCCGCCGCUGCGGCGGAGGUACGUCGCGGGCUUCACGCUGUCGUUCCUCGCGGGCACGUGGCUCGUCGCCGCCGUCGUCCGCGACCUGGGGGUCAUCCUGGGCCUCAUCGGCGCGACGUGCUCGACCUUCGUCGCCUUCAUCAUCCCGCCGCUCGUCUUCGUCAAGACGCACCCGGAGCCGAGCGCGAAGAAGAGCGCCGCGACGGCCGUGCUCGUCUCCGGCGUGCUGCUCAUGCCGACGAUGGUCGCGGCGACGUUCGUCGGCGCCUAG